Molecule: messenger RNA, 1749 nt
Organism: Microtus ochrogaster (prairie vole)
Lineage: Eukaryota; Metazoa; Chordata; Mammalia; Rodentia; Cricetidae
Gene: Cfap161
Product: cilia and flagella associated protein 161
Biological process (GO): cilium assembly
Cellular component (GO): motile cilium
Source: RefSeq, a predicted model, not a curated record
AUGGCAACGGGACACGCUAACACUAGUGUCCUGGGAAGCUGGCUUUCUGACUGAGCAGGGACGAUGGCGGUGCGGAACUUGUACGGUCCUGGAGUCCGGAUGGGCAACUGGAACGAAGACGUCUUCCUGGAGGAGGAGCGCAUGAGAGACUUCCUAGAAAAGAGGGAGAAGGGAGAACUUCUUAUCCAGAGAAACAGAAGACUGAAAAAGAACCUCUUAAGACCGAUGGAGCUUUCAAUAUCCCAAGAUGGCUUUGUCCACUACGGCGAUAAAGUGAUCCUUGUGAACCCUGACCACGCCCGGGGGGAGGAGGCUGGUGUGUUUCUGGAAGGGGACAUGUGCCUGUGUGUGAGCCCGGAUGAAGUUAAAGCCCAGCUAUGCGAUGAGUUGGAAAUGCCCUGUGGCGUGAGUGCCGUCCAGACCACCGUCCCGACGGGCAGGAACACCUUCACCAUUUUGAGUGACAGCUCAGACAGGAGCGCUGUGGGCCAAGUCCUUCGAUAUGGGCAGAGCUUCUGCCUCGGAAUAGCUGCCGGCCUGGAAUGCAAGACGCUCUAUUUAUCGAGUGACCACAGGACCCUUCUGAAGUCCUCUAAGAAGUCCUGGCUCCAGGAGGUGACUCUGACCGAUGAGAGCUCUCACCUGAACUGCUGGCAGGCUACCUUCCUCGACCCCCAGCUGCGCCUGGAAUACGAAGGCUUCCCAGUCAGGGCAAAUGAAAAACUUGUCCUCUAUCAUCGCCACACAAACCGAGCCUUGGCUGCCCAUCGGCAUCUCCCCCUAAGGACCUAUUUUGGGAAGGAAGUUGAGGUUGCAGCUCACACACAUCUGGAUUCACACAGAGUUGAAAAACCCAAGAACCACUGGAUGCUGGUUACUGGGAAUCCCAGGAACACAGCGACCACCAUGCUGGACCUCCCUGCACCUCCCACAGAUGACACCCGUGCUGUGGAGCAGGCCAUGGGCAUCAGCACAUAGUGACACACCAGGCACACAUGUGACCUCUCGGGCCCUGCUCUCAGCAACUGUAGGUCUUAAAAAAGAAAUGAACAAUCUUAGUUGUGUCCCAAGCAGUUUUUCCAAUAGGCUGCAGAACUCCAGGAACACGGUAUUAAAAGAAAUAUCAUAUUAAAUGUAUUGAAUUAGUGAUGGCCUUGCUGUAGGGAGUAAAUGGUGUCUGAAAACAACAGUAUUUGAAGUUAGAUCAGCUUUUGUUGAUAUCCUAAUUGUGGCGAGCUCAGUACCCCCACUCGGAGCCCCUUGCUUAGUAGACCCUGCAAAGCCUAUGCUCCUUUCCAAAGCUGUGUUUAUGUAAUAAAGGAUGUCAGAAGUUUAUGGAUGUUUUGGCAUUGCUGUUUCUCCCCCAGUUUUCUUCCAUGUGGAACAAGGUGUGGUUCUAAGCUGUAGCUUUGCCUUGAGAUUCAAAUCCCCUACCUCUGCACCCCGAGUUCUGGGAUUACAGCCAUUGCAUCACUGUGUUCUGAAAAACAUUCUACUUUUGUUUCAGCCUCCAACCUGGGAUGUCAGGUCCCCUGCUCAACGGGGGAUCUAUGAUCUUAUAAUCACACUGCAGAAUCAAUCCCUUUACCAUUAGUGAAUUUUUGAAACUGACCGAAUCAUGAUGUCAGCCAUGGGGUAACGAAGGUCCCAGCAGUGGGGCUGGAGAGAUGGCUGAGUGGUUAAGUGUGAAUUCUGCUCGGUUCUCAGCGUCCAUGUCAGGUGGCUGACAACUUUCUGUAACUCCAGCUC